Molecule: messenger RNA, 2125 nt
Organism: Neopsephotus bourkii (Bourke's parrot)
Lineage: Eukaryota; Metazoa; Chordata; Aves; Psittaciformes; Psittacidae
Gene: APPBP2
Product: amyloid beta precursor protein binding protein 2
Exons: 13
Coding region: 53-1813 (586 amino acids)
Biological process (GO): intracellular protein transport
Molecular function (GO): protein binding
Source: RefSeq, a predicted model, not a curated record
GGCAUGAGAGGAGGAGCGGCGGGUGGGAGGAAGGCGGCUCCGCACACCCAAAAUGGCGGCGGUGGAGCUUGAGUGGGUGCCCGAGACGCUCUAUAACACGGCGAUCUCGGCCGUUGUGGAUAGUUACGGGAGGGCCAGGCGCAGGGACAUCCGUUCGCUGCCCGAGAACAUCCAGUUCGACGUAUACUACAAGCUUUACCAGCAGGGCCGCUUAUGUCAGCUGGGUAGUGAAUUUUGUGAACUAGAAGUUUUUGCAAAGGUGCUUCGAGCUUUAGAUAAAAGGCAUCUGCUUCAUCACUGCUUCCAGGCUUUGAUGGACCAUGGAGUAAAAGUUGCUUCUGUACUGGCCUGUUCUUUCAGUAGAUGGUGCUCCUACAUUGCAGAAUCAGAUUCUGCUGUAAAAGAAAAAGCAAUCCAGAUUGGUUUUGUUUUAGGGGGGUUCCUAUCAGAUGCAGGCUGGUACAGUGAUGCUGAGAAGGUAUUUCUCUCCUGCCUUCAGUUAUGUACCCUUCACGAUGAAAUCCUUCACUGGUUUCGUGCCGUAGAAUGCUGUGUAAGGUUGCUGCACGUUCGGAAUGGUAACUGUAAAUAUCACUUGGGAGAAGAAACAUUCAAACUGGCUCAGUCUUACAUGGACAAACUUGCAAAACACGGCCAGCAGGCGAACAAAGCAGCACUCUAUGGGGAGCUGUGUGCACUUCUCUUUGCCAAGAGCCACUACGAUGAGGCUUAUAAAUGGUGCAUAGAAGCCAUGAAGGAGAUCACAGUUGGCCUGCCUGUAAAAGUAGUAGUGGAUGUUUUACGACAAGCUUCAAAGGCUUGCGUUGUGAAACGUGAAUUUAAGAAGGCUGAGCAGCUGAUAAAGCAUGCAGUAUACCUUGCCAGGGAGCAUUUCGGAGCCAAGCACCCCAAAUACUCUGAUACGCUACUAGACUACGGAUUUUACCUGCUCAAUGUAGACAAUAUAUGCCAGUCUGUUGCCAUCUAUCAGACAGCUCUUGAUAUCCGGCAGUCAGUAUUUGGAGGUAAAAACAUCCAUGUAGCUACAGCUCAUGAAGACUUGGCUUACUCUUCAUAUGUUCACCAGUACAGCUCUGGAAAAUUUGACAAUGCACUAUUCCAUGCUGAACGUGCUAUUGGCAUUAUAACUCACAUUCUUCCAGAAGACCAUCUUCUCUUGGCAUCUUCAAGGCGAGUUAAAGCACUUAUCUUGGAGGAGAUUGCAAUAGACUGUCACAACAAGGAAACUGAGCAGAGGUUACUUCGGGAAGCUCAUGACUUACAUCUGUCCUCACUCCUGUUAGCUAAAAGAGCCUUUGGGGAGAUUAAUGUACAAACAGCAAAACACUAUGGCAACCUUGGAAGACUGUAUCAGUCCAUGAGAAAUUUUAAGGAAGCAGAAGAAAUGCACAUCAAGGCAAUUCAGAUUAAGGAGCAGCUUCUAGGUCAAGAAGAUUAUGAAGUUGCCCUGUCAGUGGGCCAUCUAGCUUCUCUCUAUAACUAUGAUAUGAACCAGUAUGAAAAUGCUGAAAAGCUCUAUUUGAGGUCCAUAGCAAUUGGAAAGAAGCUUUUUGGGGAAGGAUACAGUGGACUUGAAUACGAUUACCGAGGCCUCAUUAAACUGUACAAUUCCAUUGGUAAUUACGAGAAAGUCUUUGAAUACCACAAUAUUUUGGCCAAUUGGAAUCGGUUGCGGGAUCGGCAGUUCUCGGUUACAGAUGCUCUGGAGGACGUAAGCAUUAGCCCUCAAUCCACUGAAGAAGUGGUCCAGUCUUUUCUGAUGUCUCAGAAUGUUGAUGGACAGAGUAGUUAAGAACUUGGUCAAUAAACCAGUUAAGGUUUUUUCCCCCCAGGUUACAGGGGGAAAAGUCAUACUGUGAAAUCUAAACCAUGUAGUCCUCUGGGGGCUGGAAUUUGCAUUGAAACACUGGUCCAGUCUAUUAAAGAGUGCCCAUACGGAUGAAUGUGUGUUAAAUUCUUAUCAGCAUGUGUAUGGCAUGUUUAGUUCGGCUCACAUUUUGAACUUGGUAUUCCAGAAAACCCCUUCUUUCUCUCUUCUUUCAAAAGAAGCUACUUUGCAGAAAGUCUGCAAGAAAACCUUAAAUAAAACUGUUUGAGCUCAAAA